Molecule: messenger RNA, 6554 nt
Organism: Cheilinus undulatus (humphead wrasse)
Lineage: Eukaryota; Metazoa; Chordata; Actinopteri; Labriformes; Labridae
Exons: 28
Coding region: 1155-4376 (1073 amino acids)
Biological process (GO): phosphatidylinositol-3-phosphate biosynthetic process; cell migration; phosphatidylinositol-mediated signaling
Cellular component (GO): cytoplasm; plasma membrane; phosphatidylinositol 3-kinase complex, class IB
Molecular function (GO): 1-phosphatidylinositol-3-kinase activity; 1-phosphatidylinositol-4-phosphate 3-kinase activity
Source: RefSeq, a predicted model, not a curated record
UGCUCUAUAAUGAAUGGUCCUCUAUAAUGAAUGGUCCUCUAUAAUGCUCUAUAAUGAAUGGUCCUCUAUAAUGAAUGGUCCUCUAUAAUGAAUGGUCCUCUAUAAUGCUCUAUAAUGAAUGGUCCUCUAUAAUGCUCUAUAAUGAAUGGUCCUCUAUAAUGAAUGGUCCUCUAUAAUGAAUGGUCCUCUAUAAUGCUCUAUAAUGAAUGGUCCUCUAUAAUGAAUGGUCCUCUAUAAUGCUCUAUAAUGAAUGGUCCUCUAUAAUGAAUGGUCCUCUAUAAUGCUCUAUAAUGAAUGGUCCUCUAUAAUGCUCUAUAAUGAAUGGUCCUCUAUAAUGAAUGGUCCUCUAUAAUGCUCUAUAAUGAAUGGUCCUCUAUAAUGAAUGGUCCUCUAUAAUGCUCUAUAAUGAAUGGUCCUCUAUAAUGCUCUAUAAUGAAUGGUCCUCUAUAAUGCUCUAUAAUGAAUGGUCCUCUAUAAUGAAUGGUCCUCUAUAAUGCUCUAUAAUGAAUGGUCCUCUAUAAUGCUCUAUAAUGAAUGGUCCUCUAUAAUGAAUGGUCCUCUAUAAUGCUCUAUAAUGAAUGGUCCUCUAUAAUGCUCUAUUAUGAAUGGUCCUCUAUAAUGAAUGGUCCUCUAUAAUGCUCUGUUAUGAAUAGCCUCCUCUUCUUAGCUCCUUUUUCGGUAACAGCAGAGGGUACUCUUGUUUAACAUGGGCGGUAAUGAGGGUACUGGCCCUUUAAGACAGGGAGAGGAUGGGUCCCCCCUCACCCCCUCACCCCCUCCCCUUCCUUCUACAGCACAUUGUUCUGCCGCUCCCGGCGAGCAGCAGGCCCCCUCUGACAGAGACCCUGUGACAGAGACCCUCCUGGACCCUCUGAGACCUCAGAGACCCCCUGAGACCUGCUGCAGGCGGACAGACCUGCGACCAGACGGACUGAAACCGGUACAUCCGGUGUCAGCGUCUUUGUGUGAGACUGAGGACUGGCUCCUGGGCGGAGACUGAGGGAUCCACCGGCUGAUCCAUGACCGGAGACAAAGACCGGGGCAGACGGACGCUAUGACCGGAGGAACCGGAGGAUCCCGGAGCCGUGGGACCGACGGAUCCGAGCUGAGGUAGCGCAGUGCUGAGCUCAGGCAGGCUGUGAUUGGUGGUUGUCAUGGCACCCAGACCGUCAUCAGGUGAGCUGUGGGGGCUCCAUUUGAUGCCCCCCCGGAUCCUGGUUGACUGCUGCCUGCCAAACGGGAUGAUGGUGAGUCUGGAGUGUCUCAGAGAAACCCCUCUGGUCAGUAUUAAGCAGCAGCUCUUUACUGAGGCCAGGAAGUACCCACUCUAUCACCUGCUGCAGGAGGAGUCAUGUUACAUCUUCGUCGGCGUGACCCAGGAAGCAGAGAGAGAGGAGUUUUAUGAUGAGACGAGGCGGCUUUGCGACCUCCGGCUGUUUCACCCAAUUCUAAAGGUCAUCGAGCCGCUGGGUAACCGAGAGGAGAAGAUCCUAAACAGAGAGAUAGGGUUUGCCAUCGGGAUGCCAGUUUGUGAGUUUGAGAUGAUGAAGGACCCGGAGGUUCAGGACUUCAGGCGGUCCAUUCUGAGUGUGUGCAGAGAGGCCAUGGAGGAGCGGGAGGGGGGUGGAGCCCACAGCCAGGCCCUGUAUGUUUACCCCCCCAAUGUUGAGUCCAGUCCCCAGCUCCCCCAGCACAUCUACAGUAAGCUGGACAAAGGGCGGCUGAUUGUGACCAUCUGGGUGAUCGUGUCACCAUCAAACUCAAAACAGAAGUAUACUCUAAAGGUGAGUCAUGACAGUCUCCCAGAGCAGCUGAUUGCAGAGUCGAUCAGGAAGAAAAGUCGUUCGAUGCAUCUUUCACCUCAACAGCUCCGCCUGUGUGUGCAGGAAUACCAGGGACAGUACAUCCUCAAGGUUUGUGGCUGUGAUGAGUACCUUUUGGAGAAGUUCCCACUCAGCCAAUAUAAGUAUAUUCGCUCUUGUAUCAUUGUUGGUCGCCUUCCUCACCUGAUGCUGGUUUCCAAAGACAGUCUUUACUCUCAGCUUCCUGCCUCAGGCUUUGUCACACCUUCCUACAGCCGUCGCACCCCUCAGCCAUCUCCCUGUCCCGGAGGAGGGGACGGGUCAUCAGCUCGCUCUCUGUGGGCAUUCAACACCCUGCUGAGGGUCCGUCUGCUGUGUGCCACCUACGUUAACGUCAACAUCAGAGACAUUGACAAGAUCUAUGUGAGGACAGGUAUCUAUCAUGGUGGAGAGCCACUCUGUGACAAUGUCAACACUCAAAGAGUUCCCUGUUCCAAUCCCAGGUGGAAUGAGUGGCUGACCUAUGACAUCUACCUGGCUGACCUCCCUCGCUCUGCCAGACUUUGCCUGUCCAUCUGCUCUGUGAAAGGAAGAAAAGGAGCCAAGGAGGAACACUGUCCUCUGGCCUGGGGAAAUGUGAACCUGUUUGACUACAGAGAUGUUCUGGUGUCUGGCAAAGUAGCUCUGGGUCUUUGGCCUGUCCCUCAUGGUCUUGAGGACCUCCUAAAUCCAAUUGGAGUAGCUGGGUCUAAUCCCAAUAAGGAAACUCCCUGUGUGGAACUGGAGUUCUCUUGGUUUAAUCAAACCGUUGUGUUUCCUGAUGAGCAGCAGAUUGAAGAGCAUGCCAACUGGACCAUCAGCCGAGAGCUGGGCUACAACUACUGCCAUGGACUGGUAGUAUAUAGCAGUCGUUUGGCAUGUGACAGCAGUGUUUCAGCAGUUGAUGGUGAGCAGCUGCGUUCGCUGUGCUCCAGAGAUCCUCUUUAUGAGCUCUCUGAGCAGGAGAAGGACUUCCUCUGGAGACACAGACAUUACUGCGUAAAAAUCCCAGAGUCUCUUCCUAAACUUCUUCUCUCCGUCAAAUGGAACUCCAGGGAUGAAGUUUCGCAGAUGUACUGUCUGCUAAAGGAGUGGCCUCUGAUGGAGCCAGAGUCCGCCCUUGAGUUGCUGGAUUGUAACUUUCCUGAUCCGAUGGUUAGAGAGUUUGCACUGCGCUGCCUGGUCCAGGGUCUGACAGAUGACAAACUGUCUCAGUACCUGCUGCAGCUGGUCCAGGUGUUAAAGUACGAGAUGUACCUGGACAAUCCUCUGGCUCGUUUCCUGAUCAAGAAAGCUCUGACCAAUCAGAGGAUAGGACACUUCUUCUUUUGGCAUCUCAAGUCAGAGAUGCACAAUAAGACUGUGUCACGGCGCUUUGGUCUGCUGCUAGAGGCGUUCUGCAGAGCCUGUGGGAUGUACCUGAAACACUUAAACAGACAGGUGGAGGCCAUGGAUAAACUGGUGAAUCUGACUGACACGCUGAAACAGGAGAAGAAGGACGAGACUCAAAAGACCCAGAUGAAGUUCCUGGUUGAACACAUGUCCCGCCCUGACUACAUGGAGGCUCUGCAAGGAUUUGUCUCCCCUCUGAAUCCCGUUCACCAGCUGGGGAACCUCAGGCUGGAGGAGUGCAGGAUCAUGUCUUCAGCCAAGCGCCCCCUGUGGUUGAACUGGGAGAACCCUGACAUCAUGUCUGAGCUUCUCUUCACCAACAAUGAGAUCAUCUUCAAGAACGGAGAUGACCUGCGUCAGGACAUGCUGACUCUGCAAAUCAUCAAAAUCAUGGAGAACAUCUGGCAGAACCAGGGCCUGGACCUGCGAAUGCUGCCGUACGGCUGUCUGUCCAUCGGGGACUGUGUUGGACUGAUUGAGGUUGUGAAGAGCAGCUUCACCAUCAUGCAGAUACAGUGCAAAGGAGGCCUGAAGGGGGCGCUGCAGUUCAACUCCAAUACACUGCAUCACUGGAUCAAAGACAAGAACCGCGGCGAGUCAUAUGACAGAGCCAUAGACCUUUUCACACGCUCCUGUGCUGGUUAUUGUGUUGCCACCUUCAUUUUAGGAAUCGGUGAUCGUCACAACUCAAACAUCAUGGUGAAGGAAAAUGGACAGCUCUUCCACAUUGACUUUGGUCACUUUCUGGAUCAUAAGAAGAAGAAGUUUGGGUAUAAAAGGGAGCGGGUUCCCUUCGUGCUGACUCAGGAUUUCCUCAUCGUCAUCAGCAAAGGCAUCCAAGAAUCCACCAAGACCAAAGAGUUUGAGAGGUUCCAGGAAAUGUGUUACAAAGCAUACCUCGCCAUCCGGCAGCACGCCAGCCUCUUCAUUAACCUCUUCUCCCUGCUGCUGGGCUGUGGCAUGCCUGAACUCCAGAGCUUUGACGACAUUGCCUACCUGAGGAAGACUCUAGCUCUCGAGAAGACCCAGCAGGAGGCGCUGGAGUAUUUUACCAAACAGAUGAAUGACGCUCAUCAUGGAGGCUGGAGCACCAAGAUGGACUGGAUCUUCCACACCAUCAGACACAUGCCCAACGAGCACUAAGUGUGUGUGUGUGUGUGUGUGGGGGGGUGUGUGUGUGUGUGUGUGUGUGUGGGUGUGUCUGUGUCUGUGUGUGUGUGUGUGUGUGGGGGGGGUAAUCAGUGUCUUCCAGCAGUGCUAAGAUAAGCAUGUUAGCCUGUUAGCUGCUGACAUUUUAGGCCACAUUUACACCUAAACGAUCCCUAGUUUUAGUUUCAAAAUCAGUCUUCAUUCAGAAAACCACUCUGCUGUGAUCCACAAAAAAAAAAAAAAAAAAACACUCCUAAGGCAAUAGUAUCAACCUUGUUGUAGUCCACCUACUGACUCAGGGGGCCUCCAUUGUUGUUGUAGUCCACCUACUGACUCAGGGGUCCUCCAUUGUUGUUGUAGUCCAUCUAUUAGCACAGAUGGCCUCCAGUGAUGUUGUAGUCCACCUACUAACUAACCUGUCAUAUAGGAGUGGAUUGAACGUAUGCAUAAAGUCUUUUUUUAUAGACGAACUGCAGAUUUCUUAAACAGUGGCAGAGAUUAUGCUUUUUUGUUGGUCGAGCAUUAAAUUUUUCCUGUUUUUAGAAAUGCCAAAACAGAGAAAUUUUACCAUCAGAUCACCAUUACCAGCUGAUAUUGUGUAAACAUUACAUGUUGAAUUGCCAGCUGAUGUCAUUUAAACAUAACAACAUGUUGCCAUUGCCAGCUGAUAUCAUGUCAACAUAAUAACAUGUUGCAAUUGCCAGCUGAUGUAAUGUCAACGUAAUAACAUGUUGCCAUUGCCAGCUGAUGUAAUGUCAACGUAAUAACAUGUUGCCAUUGCCAGCUGAUGUAAUGUCAACGUAAUAACAUGUUGCCAUUGCCAGCUGAUGUCAUGUAAGCAUAAUGACACGUUGCCAUUGCCAGCUGAUGUCAUGUAAACAUAACAACAUAUUGCCAUUGCCAGCUGAUGUCAUGUAAUAAUUACAUGUCACCAUUGCCUGCUGGUGUCAUUGUUAUGUAAGUGUGGCCUCAAAUGAAAUAUUUUGGCUAUGUUGAAUCUUUUGAAUCAAACUUUAUUGAGACCAGUUGUGUUAACAAAGUUUUAAUUUGAAUCAAACCAGCUUUAUUGAAACCAGCAAUGUGAACACUUUGGUCUCUGUGAAAGCAAUAAAGCCUCCAAUCAGUGAUCAAUAAGUAUGACAAUCAGGACCAUGGACCCAUGAGGAGGCAGAGCUGAGUCCCUUUGCUUACAUCGGACUGAAUGAUCCAAUCAGAAGUGUGAAUUAAAAGCACAGAACAUUUUAAACUUUUAUCUACUUCAUGUCUUAAUCUAGGAAGCUUUAGACCUGGUUUUGAUGUGAUGUCACACUCUUAUGGCCCACACCCACCAGGACAGAGAUACUUCCUGUUGCUCAAUGUUCAGAGAGGGUGGACCCUAUGGACACCUUUUUAUACCAUGUAGGGACCAAAAGGAGUGAUGGCAAGGGUUUGUUUCAAUCAGCAUGUUGCAAAUUUCACAAAUAGAGGAGAACAGACCACUUCCUUUAAACAGCAGCACCUAUCAGACUUUUAUCAGGAUCAAUCAGGGAUCAAAGCCUUCGACAAUCUCCAUUAAUUGUUAGCAUUAGCUCUAUAAGCUAGGUGUUAGGGUUAGCAUGUUAGCCUCUGGAGAACUGUGAGUGAUUGGCCAUGCUAAGCUAGGUUUUAGCAUGUUAGCUUAUGGAGCACUGUGAGUGAAAGGCCAUGCUAAGCUAGGUUUUAGCAUGUUAGCUUAUGGAGCACUGUGAGUGAAAGGCCAUCUUAAGCUAGGAGUUAGCAAGUUUGCCUUGAGCACUGUGAGUAAUAGGCCAUGCUAAGAUAGGUGUUAGCAUGUUAGCCUCUAUAGUAUUAGCUUAGCUGUUGCACUGUGUAGCAUUUGUUAGCAUUAGUUUACCUUGGUGAAAGCCCCGCUCCCUCUGGUCAAAUGCCACUGCCAAAGAUCAAGGGGUGUGGCCUCAUUCUAACGGGUAAAAAGCGAUGCCAUCCUUUUAAUGUGACGGUGAGAUGAGAGGUUGGUCCAAGACCCUCCAAAAAAAUGUAAAAAGUCUAAACCCGCCUCCUCAUAAAGGCAGGUUAUGCUGUGUGCCAUGGAUUUUAAAAGUCUGAUGUCUGUCCCUUUUAUUUUGGAAGUUUAAUGUCUGUCCCUUUUAUUUUGGAAGUCUAAUGUCUGUCCCUUUUAUUUUGGAAGUCUAA